AUGAACAUUAAAAUUAGAAUUAUAAGACCUCCAGUUCCAAAAUUUAAUAUGAAUGAAUCUGAUACUAACACUCUUAAUAUGGUUCCAAUUGAAAAGUAAAUUAAAAAUUACAAUUGCCAUUAAUUAACAUAAGAUAAUAAUUCUGACACUUCUUCUGAUGAUAAUAAAGAAUAAAACUUUGAUCGAAAAAAGUUAUCCGCAAUUAUUGAGGAAAUGAAAAACUAAAUUUCUCUGUUAGAUUUAAAUGAAGAUCUGUUAAUAAUUGCAAUUCAACUAUUAAAACCUUAAUUAUUAUCUAAACUAAAAUAAAAAAAAUACAGCGCUAUCGCUAUUGCUAUUGCAGGAUUAAUUGCUGCCAUAAAACAAACUAGUAUCCCAAUCACUCAAAAAGAAAUUUUAGCUAAAAUUUCAGUCUCAGAAAAAUUAAUUAAAAAAAUAUUACUCAAAAUUCACAACAAUUAUAAAUUAGAACCAGUUGUUUAGGCAUUUAUAAAAUCAAUUUCCUAUAAAUUGGGACUUAACGAAAGAUUUAUUCAUUUUUGUAUUCAAGUGUUUAACAAAAUCCUAUAAAAUAAUUUAAUUCAAGGAGAACAUGAGAAUGUUAUUGCAGCUGCAAUUGUAAAAUAUAGUGGAGAUAUUAUUUUUUCAAGUAGAGGAGGAAUACUUUCUUCAGUAAUUGCUUAAUAAGCAAAAUGUAGUAUUGGUACAUUUAAAAUGUUUCAUAAAAAGGUCAUGGAAAACAAUUAUUUUGUUAUGCAAACACUAACAGCUUUAUCAUGA
Messenger RNA from Paramecium sonneborni, 780 nucleotides. NCBI's taxonomy places the organism in Eukaryota, Ciliophora, Oligohymenophorea, Peniculida, Parameciidae. The record is from the annotation of a GenBank genome assembly.